Molecule: messenger RNA, 960 nt
Organism: Paraglomus brasilianum
Lineage: Eukaryota; Fungi; Glomeromycota; Glomeromycetes; Paraglomerales; Paraglomeraceae
Source: the annotation of a GenBank genome assembly
AUGAAUAUACUGCUUGAAAUGGUGCUGGUGAAUCUUUUAAAGGAUUUAAAAAUAAAAUCCAUUGUCUCUCCGUGGCAAGAGGGUGAAAAAAUCACUGGUGGUCCUAGUGGUUCACCUGGCACAAAUGACUCCAAUACUUCUGAUAAUGGUAAAAAAAGAAAGAAUGACGGAGAUGGUGAUUCACCCGAAGCAAAACGAUUACGAACUGAGGAAGUUAAAAAUAAUGUUCAACAAUCAAUUUCCCAAAAAAAUGAGGAAGGGUCUCAAAAAUUGAAUGAAUUACUAAAUCGAGCCAAAGGUACUAAUGAUUAUGAAGAAUUAAAAGGCAUUCUCCAAGAAAUUUCUAAGUUUGAAGGAGAAGAAUUUUAUGUUGCUCACCAAAACGAGGUAAACAAAGAAAGAAAUAAAUUAGGUAGUUUGAAUGAAAGCAAGUUUAGAAAUGACGUGGUUAAAGAAUUAGAAGAUAAAUUGGCCGCUAAUGGUAUUGACGAAAACAAAUUAAGCGAGGAACAAAGGAGCAAAGUUAAUAAACUAAAAAAUGGGGAGUAUACUGAUAUUAAUAAAAUAAAUGAAGUGGUAAAUGAAAUUUCAGAAAGUGCCAAUAAAGAAGGAACAAAAAGUCGCUUAAAUGAACUGCUAGCCAAAGCCGAAGCCUUAGUCAAAGGAACAAUCAAAGGCUCAAUUGAUUCCCUCAAAAAGCAGGCCAAAGAAGUGCAAGAGGGCUUAUACAGUUUCGUUUAUGACACUAAUUCCUACAAAAAGGAUGUUUAUCAAUCUAAUCAGGAAAAGAUCACUUCCGCACUAAAAGAAUUAGAAAAUCACUCCUUCAAUAACACUAAUCAACCAGAAAAAUCAGGUUUCUUCCGCCCAGAAGUAAUUGUUCCUGUUUCUCUUUUAGUAGUCUUGGCAGUAGCCGCUAUAGUAAUAGUGAGAAGAAAAAAGCAGGCAAAAGUAAAAUAG